AGCUCUGUAUGACCAGCCACACACUAUAUUGCCACUGACACAAUCUCUUUAUCUAUCUCUAUACACUGAUUAACCCUGUAUGAUGAAAGAUAUACUGAAAAGGCAGGACUGAAAAAAAUCACUUGCACAUUUUGGACACCAACCAGGAACGAAGCCGUCUGAGUUAGGUGACAGAUUUUCUGUGGAACCCCUGUGCAUUAAGAUGGAUAUGUCACAUACACACCAUAAUCACCAUAACGACAUGACCAUGUCACCUCCAAUCACAGACUCUCAUGGAGACCAUGAGCACCCUGACACAGGCCAUAUGAUGAUGCAAAUGACCUUCUACUUAGGCUACAAAAAUGUUGAGCUGCUAUUCGCCUGGCUUGUCAUCAACACACCAGGAGAGAUGGCAGGUGCAUGCAUCGGUGUGUUCCUGCUGGCUGUGUUCUACGAGGGGCUUAAGAUCGGUCGUGAGGUCCUGUUGAGAAGGAAUCAGGUGAACGUGCGUUACAACUCCAUGCCUGUCCCUGGAGCAGAUGGAACCAUUCUCAUGGAGACCCACAAAACAGUUGGCCAGCGAAUGCUGAGUGUUGCACACUUGCUCCAGACGGUUCUACACAUCAUCCAAGUGGUGGUCAGUUACUUCCUCAUGCUGGUGUUCAUGACAUACAACGGUUACCUGUGCAUCGCCGUGGCGGCGGGCGCAGGGUUUGGCUACUUCAUCUUCAGCUGGAAGAAGGCAGUAGUGGUGGAUAUUACAGAGCACUGUCAUUGACCUCUCGACAAACCCCACGGCUGAUCAUCCCAAAAAACACCUACUGAACAAUCCAAACGUACAUCACAACAACCUGAUGUAUGUAGAGCACUGUAUGAAUGCUCAAAUUAAUUUUGAGAAAUAGUGAGGGCCUCAUGGCUCCAUUCAUUUUAAAGCUUGGCUCUGUUUUGAUCCUCUUAGUUUUAUACAAAAUACAAUAUUUCAUAACCCUACCAUUCCUCGUUACCAUCCCGUCACAAUUUCAGUCACUUUGACAGCUGCAUGUCUUCUGUAAUGUUAAAAUAUGUGUACACAGCCUAACCGUCUACCUCCACGGUCAUAGUACACUAUGUGAAAGAUCACAAUUCAGUUUAAUAUAAUUGUGUCUGCUGUCCACUUCACAUUAAUGUAUAUGAACGAAGGUGCUUUUGGGCAGUGCGAUACAGCCUUACUAAACCCCUUUGCCUUAAAUUAGGGAACACACACACACACACACACACACACCCACCCAAGAGGGUGACUGAAGACUCUGAGCUAAACUGGUUCUGGCAGACCUAGUAUACAAGCACUAGUGAUUUUAUUUAAGGUAGUGCUGGGAUGUUACGGCUGACUAUCCAAGUGUUUUGUUUUUUUUUUCUAUUUGAGCUGUUGGAGGAAUCAAUGAAACAACUAUUAAUGAGUGAUGAUUGUUUUGACUCUGGAUUGAAAUGUUGAAUCUUGUUGUCAUAUGAUGUUUGCACAGAGAAAGAGAGGUUUUGUGUUGGCAGAGUUGAAGUUGAACUUUGCUCCUUUGGAGUGCUUUUAAGUAAUUAUUCAGUGGGGAAUUAUUGGAAAAUAAAUUAAAUCUGAUGCCAGUGUCAUUUAUUUUUAUAAUUUAUAUUUGUAAACUCUACUACUUAAAUGACAAUGUACUUGAUAUCAAAACCUUUUUUGGCAAUCUGUGUAGAUCCUUUUUUAUUUUUUCCACAUCUUUUAAGUGAUUGUGUUGUGUCACACAGAAGAUAUGAUCUUGAGCAAAUUAUGAGCUAUUCAAAAUUUUAAGGUAACUACUCUGAUAGUCCAUGGGUCCUAGAAUGACAAUUUUAUUGUUUUUGAUGAUAGUUAUGCUCCUUUAUGGUAAAGGGGUGUGCCUUUGUCAUACUGGACCCAAUUAACUCCAAUUUAAGGUCAGAAGAAGUGUCUGAAAAAAAAAAAAAAAAGGCUGGAACUGAAGGCUUUCUUACUGAGAAAAUAGCAAACCACACAGCAUUGUGGUUUUUAAGAAAGCAUAUACUUUUUGCUUAGUUUAAUUUGUUUUCUGUAAUCUUAUUAAUAGACCUAUUUUAUUGUUUCAGAAGAAAAUGUUAACAUCACAUGUUUGUACCAGUUGUCAGGUACAUUUUGUGGCACGGGAUUUGAGGAUUCAUUAUAUUCUCUAUCACAGGGCUUUGUCAUAUCAAAUCUGGUACUGUUCUGAAAAAUAUAGUAGCAAACUGUGUUUGCUGAGUGUGUGUAUUUUUUUUUUUUUUUUUUUGUAAAUAGGUUUCACAUUUUGGUCAACAUUGAAGUGGGACAGUCACAGCAUACAAGCCCUUGUGUAGAAGAAUUGAGCCUCAUUUCCACUAUUGCAGUUGUGUUAACAUUUCACAAUUCAGUCAUGUCUGUAGAGUUUUACCUAAAACAGUACUGCAAUCAUUAAUAGUAAAUGGCAAAUAAAUAUUUUAUGAUUUGAAGGAUA
This is a messenger RNA of Myxocyprinus asiaticus (Chinese sucker), 2453 nucleotides long. Its product is annotated as high affinity copper uptake protein 1-like. Gene Ontology annotation, biological process: copper ion transmembrane transport. The transcript has 5 exons. NCBI's taxonomy places the organism in Eukaryota, Metazoa, Chordata, Actinopteri, Cypriniformes, Catostomidae. Gene Ontology annotation, molecular function: copper ion transmembrane transporter activity. The record is from RefSeq and is a predicted model, not a curated record. Bases 203 to 757 code for a protein of 184 amino acids. Gene Ontology annotation, cellular component: membrane.